Messenger RNA from Westerdykella ornata, 1343 nucleotides. RefSeq lists its product as uncharacterized. The transcript is spliced from 3 exons. Lineage: Eukaryota; Fungi; Ascomycota; Dothideomycetes; Pleosporales; Sporormiaceae. The coding region runs from base 6 to 950 and encodes 314 amino acids. The record is from RefSeq and is a predicted model, not a curated record.
GAUGGAUGUCCAACAACAGCGUUGCUAUUAUUCUCCCAUUUCCAACGCGCAUCGCGUCCUGGACCUCCCAUCAAGAAGAGAUAGCACCACGGGCCCCCCACUCGCCCUUCAUACUACUACAUGCAACAGUACGAGAUAUUUGCACUCUUGCACCCCAUCUGUGCUCUCCCGCCUGUUCCCGCCCUGGUCCGCGUCCCCCCACACCAAAACUCCACUCCACUCCACUCCACCCCGCUCCCGUCCCGCCGGCGGCGCGCCGUGGUCACCACGCUUCCAAGGUUGUUGGUGCAGACCUGGAUGGCGCUGGAACGGUAGCACAGGGGGACAUGCAUCAUUCCCCCUCAAAACUGCGCAACACCAGUGAUGAAACCCCCCGAGCUGUGCCUGCCCACAGCCACACAGAAACCCAGCGAAACCCAAAACACACUCUUUGUCUGGCACGUUGGUGGAUCCGAGCUGCUGGCCGGAGCGACAGUAUGUGGUCCUACCACAGCAAACCCUACGCUGGUGACGGGGAAAGAAAUGUUCCCAGCUUGCUUUUCCCAUCCAGGAUGCCUUGCUCUAGAAGAUAUGUGCUCCGUUCUAUAUUACGAUUCAACGCACUCACAGAUCGGAUGCCUUCCGCUACAAAUGCAGAUACAUGCACGCCCGUCUUUCCUUGUAUUCCUCCUCGUGUAGAUUCUUCGUCUCUAUCAUGUGUUGUUAACGCAGUGUCACGUGACAGCACCUCCUCAAUCCCGCAGCAGCAGGAUAGUCUUCAACCCAUUGUUGUUGGCAUACAUUCAAACGUGGAACUGAUGAUGAAUGAUAGGGGGGAGGAUAAGUGGGAGGACGAGGAGGACCGAGGGCGAGCACAUGACAAGGCCAAGCACUCAGCACACCUGCACCCUCACCCCCUGCACACCCUACACAUCCAGCACACACCCUCUUCAUCAGUCAUCAUAUUAUGAUUACACAGUAUCAUCUUGUAGGUAGUUGGCCCCCUACAAUGCAUACACGGCGCCAAACUCCACCGGCACGCUGGUCCAUCUCGGCAGGUUUUCCGGCAUGCGAGCGAGCCACUCAUUCGCCUCGAACCAAGCACACCUUGCGCACCCAUCUCCUGCACCCCGUACACCGUAUAGCAGCUACACAACUUCACCUUCAUGCAUUAUAUUCUAGUCGGCCCAGGCUCAUCAACCACUAGUAGUUCCACUGUCCAUCUCUGCAUCCUCAUAAGCAGGUCCAUCAUUCCUUCCCACUUUGGGAACAACCAGAUCUACAAACGACAUGAAAGGCUCAGCUGCAAAGGCCAAAUGCGCACCCUUCAUUCACCGCGGUACAACAAACUCCAGAGUCCAUUG